CCGUUCGUUGUAUUGCUGUAAUCCGGAUCCUUCGUUCCCAAUCAUAGCUAUCAUGCGUUACUCAUUCGCUGCUGCUGCUCUUGCAGCUGCUACCCUCACCACCAGUGUGAACGGUUCUGCGAUGCCGCAGGCCAGCUCGUCUGGUUGCCAGCCCAGUUUUGAGGGUAGCUUCCAGAUCAUGGUUGUGCCAGGAUCCACUCCCGCAACUCCCAGGAUGAAGAAGCGGGCCCAGUGCGGUUCCUCCGGAAGCCUUGUGGCCACCUUGAAAGACGGUAUCCUCACCGACGCACAGGGCCGCAUUGGAUCCAUCGUAUCCAACCAUCAAUUCCAAUUCGACCCCGCUCCUGGCCAGGUAAACGCCCUUACCACCAGCGGAUUUUCCGUCUGCAACAGCAAGCUCGGCCUGAGGGGCUCCACCAACUUCUUCCAAUGCCGCUCGGGUAACUUCUUCAAUCUCUAUGAUGAGUCUAUCGCCCCCCAGUGCGAGCCGAUUACCAUCGACAUCAUCAGCUGCGCCAGCGGUGGUGAUCCUCCCGGUGAUCCACCAGUUUCUCAGGUGGGAGACGGCCAACCUAAGAGUGGUGCAGGACAGCAGCUGGGAGAUGGGCAGGUCCAGAAUCCUGCUGGGGCGCAGCAGGGAGGUGCCGCAGGCGAAGCUGGAGACGGGCAGAUCCAGAGUCCCGGCGCCCAGCAGGGAGACCAGCAAGGAGGCCAUCAAGGAGGCUCUAGCAGUGGUGCGUCCGCUGGUGGUAGCUCUGGCACCCAGCCUGGGGCACCUAGCGGUGGAACCUCCGGCACUCAACCGGGUGAAGGGGUUGGGAGCGGAGGAGGGGCCAGCCCCAGCGGUGGUGGAGCUAGUGGCGGCGCACCAACUUGCGCUUCGUGCGCGGAAGGCUCACAGCCUAGCGGCGGUGGCGCAGGAGGAGGAGUAAGCGGUGCCUCUGCGGGUGGGCAGCCCUCUGGAAGCGGCGCAGGAGGGGGCGCUGCUCAACAAAUCGGCGAUGGUCAGCUUCAGAGCGGAGGGGGAGGAGGUGGAGCUUCCCACGAAGCUGGUGAGGGUCAAAUUCAGAGUCCCGCUCGAUUCUAGGGGUUUUGACGAGGUAAUGAGUGUCCUGUAACGGAUGGACGAUGGAGUAAAAGUAUAAACCAAACUUUAAUAGAUCGUAUAGAGUAUAAUAAAAUCGAAUGCCGUGCUUUUAGAAGUCAAGUUCCGAAUAGUAUGGUUUUAAGCUCUGGAUAUAAACGGCUUGCCUCGAGUUUCUGCUGAAGACUCAUGAUGCGCCUCUCUUUGGCUCGGUUUCGGAACGAAUAUAAGAAUUAUACUCUGGGACGAUUGAGAGCC
Pseudogymnoascus destructans is the source of this 1342-nucleotide messenger RNA. RefSeq lists its product as uncharacterized. The transcript has 2 exons. Gene Ontology annotation, biological process: fungal-type cell wall organization. The record is from RefSeq and is a predicted model, not a curated record. Lineage: Eukaryota; Fungi; Ascomycota; Leotiomycetes; Thelebolales; Thelebolaceae. Gene Ontology annotation, molecular function: structural constituent of cell wall. Gene Ontology annotation, cellular component: fungal-type cell wall. The coding region runs from base 53 to 1087 and encodes 344 amino acids.